Molecule: messenger RNA, 1095 nt
Organism: Tyto alba (common barn owl)
Lineage: Eukaryota; Metazoa; Chordata; Aves; Strigiformes; Tytonidae
Gene: BMP15
Product: bone morphogenetic protein 15
Exons: 2
Coding region: 1-1095 (364 amino acids)
Biological process (GO): SMAD protein signal transduction; BMP signaling pathway
Cellular component (GO): extracellular region
Molecular function (GO): growth factor activity; cytokine activity
Source: RefSeq, a predicted model, not a curated record
AUGGCUUUGCUCCAUCCCUUCACCAGCCUCUUCCUCCUCUUUGCUGUGCCCUUUUCCCGGGCUGCAAACAAGUCCCUGCUGCCCUCCAGCUCCCUGCCCGCCGUCCCCGCCCUGCCCCUCCUGCAGGCCCUGCAAGUGCAGGCACCAGGCAGCUGGGGCUGGCAAGCGGGGCCAGCAAGCGAGCAGCCCCUGCGCUACAUGCUGAACCUAUACCGGCGUGCUGCUGACCGCGAAGGACGACCCCGCCAUGGCCGCAGCUUGGGCACCAACACUGUCCGCCUGGUCCGGGCCAGUUCCCACGGGGGUCAGCCCUGGGCAGGUCGCUGGUAUGUGCAGCCCCUCACCUACCGCCUGGAGAGCCAGCCCAAGGCCGAGCACCUCCUCCGAGCCAUUGUGGUCUACUUGCCCAGCCUACCACUGGCCCGCAGUCGCCUCCUCUGCGCCCUGGAGCUGGUGGCCACCAGUGAAACUCCUGCGGUGCUGCUCAGCCCUGCUGCUCACUCCCGCCAUGGCUGGGCUGAAGCAGAUGUCACCCCUUACCUGGCACCCGGGAACAGCAGCACGGGGAGCCUGGUGCUGCGGCAUGUCUGUGUGCAUGCUGGUCGGGCAGGGGGUCAUGAUGCUCCAGUGGCCCCCAGCCCCCCGUUCCUCCUCCUCUACAUCAACGACACCCAGGCUGGACUGGCACCUCCAGCGUCAGAGCCCCACCGUCACCGGCGUGACACGGGGACGCUGGUCCAUGACCUGCCCAGCUACCUGCGGGAGCAAGGAGGGGAAAAGAGCGACUGUUCCCUGCGACCAUUCCCUGUCAGCUUUGCCCAGCUGGGCUGGGACCACUGGAUCAUUGCUCCUCACCGCUACAACCCACGCUACUGCAAGGGCAUCUGUCCCCGCCUGCUCCGCUACGACUACCACGCACCCAACCACGCCGUGGUGCAGAGCUUCGUCCAUCAACUGGUGGAUGCCAACGUGCCCCGGCCCUCUUGUGUCCCCUACCGCUACAGUCCCAUCAGCGUCCUCAUGAUCGAGCGUGAUGGCGGCAUCCUCUACAAGGAGUAUGAGAACAUGAUUGCAGAGUCCUGCACCUGCCGGUAA